This is a messenger RNA of Mercenaria mercenaria, 11253 nucleotides long. Its product is annotated as anoctamin-7-like. Lineage: Eukaryota; Metazoa; Mollusca; Bivalvia; Venerida; Veneridae. The record is from RefSeq and is a predicted model, not a curated record. Gene Ontology annotation, cellular component: plasma membrane. The transcript has 22 exons. Gene Ontology annotation, biological process: chloride transmembrane transport. Gene Ontology annotation, molecular function: chloride channel activity; protein dimerization activity. Bases 81 to 2672 code for a protein of 863 amino acids.
UUAAAUGGAUUAUUUUGUGAAAUAGGAUUGACCUGAUAAGAUUCUGCAAAAAGGAACAACGGGCAUAGUAUCGCAGCACAAUGUCAGAGAAGUACACAAUAAAUGGCCGCAUGAUGCCGAUGGGGGAUUAUGGUGCGGUAAAGAAAAAGGAUGAAGAUAGGGUGAAAAUUCUACCCGAUGAUGCUAGUUCCACUGCUUCAGAUGGAGCUAUACAGUUGGAGUCAAGGUCGAGUCACAGGCUGUCUGAAGAUAAAGAUAACUAUUUCAGGGAUGGAAUAAGGAAAGUGGAUUUUGUGCUGGUAUAUGAGGAAGAGAGUGACAAACAGCAAGGAUUACAGACACAAAAAGGUUCAGUGGAUCAUAAACGUUACAAGUUCCUUGAAAGUUUGAGAAAAACUGGCCUAGAAAUUGAAGAGGAGACUGUACAGAGUGAGAAGAAACAGAUUACCUAUGUUAAAUUGUAUGCACCCUGGGAUGUUUGUGUCUUCUAUGCUGAAGACCUUUGUAUGAGAGCUCCUUUACAGGCACAUCCAAAUCCAAGGAGUAACUGGUCAGAUAAGAUACUGGGUGCCGUGCACAUUCCAAAUAUUUUGCAUGAAGAUGUUCCCCACCAACCACUGGACUACUACACAUGUGCUUUCAAAAAGUCAAAGCUUGAAAGAUUUUUGGGGAGCAGUAAUCAUGAGACAUAUUUUACGUCUACCCAAAGAAGUAGGGUAGUAUGGGAGAUACUGACUACAGCAGCCUAUGGGAAACGUAAGAGAGCAGAGAUUGGUAUAGAGCGGUUGAUAGAGGAGGGGGUUUAUUCUGCAGCUUUCCCACUACAUGAUGGUCCAUAUGAAAUCCCCAAAUACAGCCAUCUUGAACCAGAAUCCCUAAAUCCUCGUCAGAUCUUGUACCACUAUUGGGCACGCUGGUGGAAAUGGAACAAGUACCAACCCCUUGAUCAUAUACGUGAAUAUUUUGGAGAAAAGAUUGGAAUCUAUUUUGCUUGGCUUGGUUUCUACACAGCAUGGUUGUUUCCCGCUGCUUUAGUCGGAGUUGUUGUCUUCUUGUACGGUGUUUUUACGAUGUCCAGUAACACUCCUGCGAAUGAGGUAUGUGAUAGCAACAAGACAUACAAGAUGUGUCCAUUAUGCGAUGUUAACAUUGGCUGUCCAUACUGGUAUUUAUCAGACGUGUGUAUCUAUACCAGGGUGGCAUACCUGUUUGAUCAUCCAGCAACUGUGAUUUAUUCAGUAUUUGUCUCGUUUUGGGCUGUGACAUUUUUGGAGUACUGGAAGAGGAAGAAUGCCAGUCUAGCACAUCACUGGGACGUCUCUGACUAUGAGGAAGAGGAGGAAAGGCCAAGGCCAGAAUAUGCAGCCAAGGCUCCAACAUAUGAAGAAAAUCCCAUCACACGUGUAAAGGAGCCAUACUUCCCUCCUCGUAAAAGAUUACCCAGAAUCCUCUCUGGUAUUGCUGUGAUUAUUAUCAUGAUGACGCUGGUAAUAAUAUUCAUCAUUGCUGUGAUUAUGUACCGUGUACUGGUGAGCAUCCCCUUGUUUCAAAACCCAACAACGCGGCCCCGUGCCCAGAUCAUUGCCAGCAUGUCAGCGGCAGUUGUGAACCUGAUCCUCAUUAUGGCCCUGGGAAGAGUAUAUGAAAAACUUGCUCUUAGAAUGACCCAGUGGGAGAUGCACAGAACACAGACAGAGUUUGAAGAUCAGCUGACAUUUAAAGUUUUUGUCUUCCAGUUUGUGAAUUUCUACUCAUCCAUUAUAUACAUUGCAUUUUUCAAGGGAAGAUUUACAGGUUAUCCUGGGCAUUAUACUAAAUUUUUUGGAUUGCGAAGUGAGGAAUGUAACAAUGGUGGAUGCCUAGUAGAACUGGCCCAACAAUUAGCUGUUAUCAUGAUUGGUAAACAGAUGAUUAAUAAUGCACAGGAAGUCAUUUUACCAAAAUUGAAAGCGUUUUGGCACAGAAUGAGGAUAAAGACAGAUAGAAGUCGUAUCAAGGCAAGAUGGGAGGAGGAUUUUGAACUUAUACCUAAUGAAGGAUUGUUUGAGGAAUACCUUGAAAUGGUGCUACAGUUUGGAUUUAUUACAAUAUUUGUGGCUGCGUUUCCUCUAGCCCCUCUGUUUGCACUGUUGAACAAUUGGCUAGAGAUCCGUAUAGAUGCCCAGAAGUUUGUGUGUGAAACACGGCGGCCUGUGGCUGACAGGGCUCAAGAUAUUGGUGUCUGGUUCACUAUAAUGGAUGCUUUGGCCCAUAUGGCAGUUAUCAGCAAUGCAUUUUUGAUUGCAUUUACAUCCGAGUUUCUACCGAGGUUGUUAUAUCAAUACCAGUAUGACUGGAACCUAAAUGGAUACACAAACUUUACUCUUGCUGUUUCUCCUAAUGGCACACUCAAUGAAACUUGCAGGUACCUUGCAUUUAGAGAUGAUACUGGACAAUAUUCAAUGUUCUUCUGGCAUUUACUGGCAAUACGUCUGGCUUUUGUUAUUAUUUUUGAGCAUUUUGUGUUUGGUGUGUGUCGGUUGAUAGACAUUUUAGUUCCAGAUGUUCCUGAGUCAUUGUCACUAAAGAUAAAACGGGAACAUUACCUUGCAAAACAAGCUCUUGCAGACACAGAUACAAUAAUGAAGAUUGCCAGAGGUGAGGAUACUGGAGGUGUGGGAGAAGGGAGAUAACCCUGACAGGAUGUAACAUUUUCAGGAGAAGUAACUACAAUUUCCAUAGAAGAAAAAUACAGUUGUCAGAUGAGCCUGACAAACUCACAGAACUGUUAAGCAUAUAUAGUGAACUUUUUCUGCAAAUCAAUAAUGAUAAUUUGGCAAACCUUAAAUUAAUUUGAUUCUUGUAUAACAGUGGUUUCAUUCUAAGAAUAAAACAUGUUGGUUGAAGGUAUGUGUAAUCUAUUACUUAUUUUCUGUUUGUGAUUUUGGCAUUUUGCUAGCUGGUAUAGAAAGCGAUGUUCUCAUAUCAGCCAGAUAAUGCAGAACUAAUAUGCAAGAAUAUGCAACUGCAUGGAAAUUUCUGAUUUUCAUAUUGCUACCUAGUAACCUUGUUUACCUUGUUCUGUUAUGGGUGUAAGAUAUCAUCCAGGAACUGUACUUUCCAAAUUAUCUUCAAGGAACUAUACUCCUGUCCAUUGACACUCUUGAUAGAUUUUUUCUUUUGAUUUUUUACCUAAAAAAGUACGAAUCAGCAAUUGACAAAGAAUUGUUUACCAAUAGAUAAUUUCAGACUUUUAAAUUCUUAAAAGUUUUUUGUUAGGUUUAUUUAACUAGUGUUGUUAAUUUCUGUCUUCUAACAAGUUCUUGCCUGGGAAGAUACAGAUCUAUGUAAUGUGCACUGUAUAUAGAAGAUAAACGCUUUUGCUUUUUAUAUUUACAUAAGGUUGUGAAUUAGCAUAGCUAAUGCUAGUCAUGUAGUUCAAUAGGUGUGUCAAAAGUGCAGCAUUUGAGCCGUGCCAUGAGAAAACCAACAUAGUGGGUUUGCGACCAGCAUGGAUCCAGACCAGCCUGCGCAUCUGCGCAGUCUACUCAGGAUCCAUGCUGUUCGCUAACAGUUUCUCCAAUUCCAAUAGGCUUUAAAAGCGAACAGCAUGGAUCCUGACCAGACUGCGCAGAUGCGCAGGCUGGUCUGGAUCCAUGCUGGUCUCAAACCCACUAUGUUGGUUUUCUCAUGGCACGGCUCAUUUGCACUUUGAGGAAUAUUGUGUUAGUCUGUGUGUUUUUGUAUUAGUACUUAUUUAUAAAGUUCUGGAAUGCAGUUGUUUACUUACAAAGUAAGUGCCUCUAUGGCCGAAUGUUUAAGGUCUCAGACUUUUGGUCUCUUGACGCAAAGAUUAGUUGGUUUGAGCCCACGUCAGCUGGGUCUCUAUAGAGUUAAGAGGUUCACAGUCACAUACAUUAGGGCCCUUUUACUUAAGAAAUAAUUUAAAGCAAAAGAGUGUUUUAACACUAUUGAUGCACGAUGGGGGGUAAUACGUUGGGCGUAAUAAUUUUACAGAGGCGCAGCCCGAGUGAAAUUAUUUGUACGACGCAUUACCGCUCAAGUGUAUAAAUAGUGUUAAAACACGGUUUUGCUAUAAAUUAUUUCGAUUCUAAUAUGCCCUUAAUCUAAAACAGUAGAUGAAAUAUAGUAGUGCUCUUUCUUGGUCGCAACAAAAACAUUGACGUCACCGCACAUUAACGUUACGUCAUUCUAGGAUAAGAGUGUUUAACAUAGAAAAGCAUUUAAUUUAUUAGAAUCUAUUUUUUAACACAUUUUGGCUCAUUGCCAAUUCAUAUGCUAAUUAUUAUCGAGAAUAUCAUACCUUUGCUGAAAACAUCUUGAUUUUUUUUCAAUCCCUCUGGCAUUUUUCACAUUAAAAAUUAGAAAAUAUGUAUUUCUAAUCAGUUAUUGGGAACUGCUGAAUGUUGUAAAAAGGCACCUUUAAACAUUAUUAAGAAUAUUUUGUUCAGCUUGUCUAAGUACUUGGGAUACAAAAAGUGGAUUUUUAUGCAUGACACCAAAACCUCUUUGACAGCUUCAUAUAUAUUUUAUUUAUUGAGAUCUGAGUUGUGUUAGUGUUUUUUUAGCUCGACUAUUCGAAGAAAAGGGGAGCUAUCCUACUCGCCCCGGCGUCGGCGUUAGCGUCACAUAAAUGUUAAAGUUUGCGUACCACCCCAAAUAUUUUCAAAGUCCAUUGAGAUAUUGCUUUGAUAUUUUGCAUACUUGUUUACCAUCAUGACCCCAGUCUGUAAGAAGGAGGAGGCAACUCUAUCAAGCAUUUUGACUGAAUUAUGGCCCCUUUUCAACUUGGAAUAAAUGUUAAAGUUUGCAUACCACCCCAAAUAUUUUCAAAGUCCAUUGAGAUAUUGCUUUGAUAUUUUGUAUACUUGUUUACCAUCAUAACCCCAGUCUGUAAAAAGGAGAAGGCAACUCUAUCAAGCAUUUUGACUGAAUUAUGGCCUCUUUUCGACAUAGAAUAUGUUUAUUGUAAUGUUAUAGUUUUACUCAUAGCUUAUAUUAUACUAUCAAGCACUGAGAAUAGUCAAGCGCGCUGUCCACUGACAGCUCUUGUUUUAUUUUUUGUAAUAUUAUAUUUUUGUUUGAAAAAGAGAUUGUCUUUUAACUUCUCUUCAUUACAGAUAAACUUGUGCUUUAGUAUCAGAGUUAUUAAAUAGCAAUUCAUUCAUGUUACUUCGGUAGUUUGAAUCAUAUUCUACUUAAUCCUUAUUUGUAGAUGAAUUUACUUAGUGUUUUUUCCUUUUUUUGAAAAUAUUUAUGUUUGACACCCAUUAUAUUUCGUAUAGUUUAUUAGCAUGUUUUUCACUUGAAAUAUAAUUAUGUCAGUCAUAAAUAUAGACAAUAUUCGCUGUAUAAUAUGUGAGCAUGUAAAAAUAGUAGUCCAUAAAUCUAGCACUUGUAUAUAAAAAAUCAACUAUUUUUUCAUUGCAAUUUGAGAGAUUACAAUUUCUUGUUAAAUAGAUUCUUAAAAAGUUAGGUAUUGUUAACAUUACUCUGUCUUGUACAAAUGAGCCGUGCCAUGGGAAAACCAACAUAGUGGGUUUGCGACCAGCAUGGAUCCAGACCAGCCUGCGCAUCCGCGCAGUCUGGUCAGGCUCCAUGCUGUUCGCUUUUAAAGCCUAUUGGAAUUGGAGAAACUGUUAGCGAACAGCAUGGAGCCUGACCAGACUGCGCGGAUGCGCAGGCUGGUCUGGAUCCAUGCUGGUCGCACACCCACUAUGUUGAUUUUCCCAUGGCACGGCUCAAAUGUAUUCACUGUCCAUAUGGUUUGACAGUACAAAACUGUUGUAGUAUAAAAUUGUUCCAUUUUAUCUUCUUUUCUCUAUGUCUGUGCCUAUGUAUUUUUGAUCAGUAUCUGUUGAAGUGCAUGUUUGUUUAACACAUGUUAUGAUUGAAUUAUGUUAAGAUUACGAAUCUACAAUCACAUUUAUGUGUUCUGUGUUCCAGUCUUGCUUACUAUAGUAUAAUGUAUAUAUGAGCCGCACCAUGAGAAAACCAACAUAGUGCGUUUGCGACCAGCAUUGAUCCAGACCAGCCUGCGCAUCCACGCAGUCUGGUCAGGAUCCUUGCUGUUCGCUUUCAAAGCCUAUUGCAAUUAGAGAAACCAUUAGCCCAUUGUUUCAGAGUUCAGUAUUUAGAGGUCAAGGUCAGUGUGGCCUCAAGACUGAAAUCUAUUUCCUACCCACCAUUGAAGUAUAUAUGGUUAACCAGGAGCUCUUGCUUCUUUUGAUUGUCCUAUAAUGCAGAUGAAAGGGUAAGGAAGGUUUAUUUGUAUAUCACAUGUCAACAUAUUAUUUCCUAGAGGAUACAAAGAAGUUAAUUGUGUACACUGCAAUUUCAAAAUCUGUUUUGACAUAAAUAUUUGUACAAAGGGGUGUUAUUUCACCAUCUGUUUUGUAGCUUGUUUCUGUAGUUAUCAUCUUAUUGAGUACUGCAAUAUCAGCACAAUAAGUAGCUCCCAUUCAGGGUAGACGCGUUUAUAAUGCACCUUAAUAAAUCAGUUUUUACUGCCAAUUGUUUGUAGUUAUACUAAAAUUUCCUGUCAUACUGUGUUUUUCUGGCUUCAUAAACUCAAAUUACAAUGGAACUAGUAUAUAUUUUUAUCUCUUGAAGUCAUGUCCUACUUAUUGAACUGUCAUUAGCCCCACUGUAAAAGCCUAAAUUACAAUACUUCGAAGCCUAACUUAAUGUACCAGUUACUUUUGAUUUUCAACACCUUGAUAGAAAAAAUAAAGAAAAUGCCUAAAUUCUUUUUCUAUCAAGCAAUUUUUUUUCUAUUAUUAUUGUGUUGUGAUAUUGUUUACAUUUCUAUCUCUGUUGUGUUGAUACUUCAUACUGGAAUUAAACUUUGAACAUGAAAUUAAUACUGACCUGCAUAAAUAGUUGUUUCUUUAUUUAUUAUUAAUUCAUGUUCUUGUUAAAAUUAGUACUUACAAAGUUGUAUUAACUGAAAAACUGAUGUGGAAUCUCAAAUUAGCCAAAGUAAAAGGUUUGUGUGUUACCUUGUCAUAUUCAGUGCAUCCUCUUUUUAGCUCACCUGAGCAAUGCUCAGGUGAGCUUUUCUGAUCACUUGAUGUCCGGCGUCCGGCGUCUGUCUGUCUGUCGUCUGUCAACAUUUAGCUUGUGUAUGCGAUAGAGGCUGUAUUUUUCAAUUGAUCUUCAUGAAUAUUGGUCAGAAUGAUAACCUUGAUGAAGUCUAGGCCGAGUUCGAAAAUGGGUCAUCUCGGGUCAGAAACUAGGUCACUAGGUCAAAUCAAAGAAAAACCUUGUGUAUGCGAUAGAGGCUGUAUUUUUCAAUUGAUCUUCAUGAAUAUUGGUCAGAAUGAUUGCCUUGAUGAAAUCUAGGCCGAGUUCGAAAAUGGGUCAUCUCGGGUCAAAAACUAGGUCACUAGGUCAAAUCAAAGAAAAACCUUGUGUAUGCGAUAGAGGCUGUAUUUUUCAAUUGAUCUUCAUGAAUAUUGGUCAGAAUGAUUGCCUUGAUGAAAUCUAGGCCGAUUUCGAAAAUGGGUCAUCUCGGGUCAAAAACUAGGUCACUAGGUCAAAUCAAAGAAAAACCUUGUGUAUGGGAUAGAGGCUGUAUUUUUCAAUUGAUCUUCAUGAAUUUUGGUCAGAAUGAUAACCUUGAUGAAAUCUAGGUCAAGUUCGAAAAUGGGUCAUCUGGGGUCAAAAACUAGGUCACUAAGUCAAAUUAAAGAAAAACCUUGUGUAUGCAAUAGAGGCUGUAUUUUUCAAUUAAUCUUCAUGAACUUUGGUCAGAAUGAUUACCUUGAUGAAAUCUAGGUCAACUUCGAAUAUGGGUCAUCUGGGGUCAAAAAGUAGGUCAUUAGGUCAAAUCAAAGAAAAACCUUGUGUAUGCGUUAGAGGCUAUAUUUUUCAAUUGAUCUUCAUGAAAUUCAGUCAGAAUGAUUGCCUUGAUAAAAUCUUGGUCAAGUUUGAAUAUGGGUCAUCUUGGAUCAAAAAUUAGGUCACUAGGUCAAAUCAAAGAAAAACCUUGUGUAUGCAAUAGAGGCUGUAUUUUUCAAUUGAUCUUUAUGAAAUUUGGUCAUAUUUAUUGCCUUGAUAAAAUCUAGGUAGAGUUUGGUUAUUGGUCAUCUGUGGUCAAAAACUAAGUCACUAGGUCAAAUCAAAGAAAAACCUUGUGUAUGCAAAAGAGGCUGUAUUUUUCAGUUGAUCUUUAUGAAAUUUGGUCAGAAUGAUUUCCUUGAUGAAAUCUAGGUCAAGGUUGAAUAUGGGUCAUCUGGGGUCAAAAACUAGGUCACUAGGUCAAAUAAAAGAAAUACUUGUGUUUGCUCCAAUUUUAAUGAUACUUGGUCAGAAUAUUUUUUUCCAUGCAAUCACUAGGUCUGUGUUUACACUGUUAUGGUGUAUUAUGGUGUGUUUCUCAGGUGAGCGACCUAGGGCCAUCUUGGCCCUCUUGUUCUGCUGUGAUUGUGUAUAAUGUUAAAGUUCUUACUUGUUUCAUGUUUAUUAUCUCCCUUUUGUCAGGUUGUCGCAAUGAUAAGUUUUUAAAACAUGAUAUAUUGUGUUCAAGAUUUUAUAUUAUAUACUCCUGGAUGGGACCAAAUUUACUCUGUGAUCUUUGGCUGUUGUGAGAUACUCUUUUUCAUGUCAUUUCUUUGUACAAUGUAUUUUACCAAAGAUGAAUUUGCUCACUUUAUAGGUCUAUCAACAUUGCAACUAUAGUCUUUCACCUCAUACAGUAGACUGGCUGUUAAUGCUCUGUGUCUCUAACAUAAUGUAGGAAAAGUGUUAUUAAUUGAAUGUUAUACCAUGACUGCAAUGCAACUACAAACAAAAAAUAACCUUCUCAUGCUCAGCAAUUUUAACCUUUAGCCUGCUAAAUUUCUAAAAUGGACUGGUUUACCAUUCAGUUUGGGCAUUACCAUUUAUUAUUUGAAGGGGCAUUCACUGAAAACUUACUGACUGGAUUGCGAACAGUGCAGACCAUGAUCAGCCUGCACUGAUGUGCAGGCUGAUCUUGGUCUGUACUGGUCGCAAAGGCAAAAUCACUUGCCGCCAGCAGGCUAAAGGCUUUGCAAUUACAAAACCUUCUCAUGCUCAGCAAUAUCGUAUCAGUCAGAAUAGGACAGCUGUCAGAUAUUAGAGAAACUGCUUACCACAACUUGGCCCUUAUCUCAAAGUGUGCAAGGGCAGUGAGAUUGUUAAAAAGUAUUUAGUUAUUAAUGUUACAAAGUUUCAGAAAUUUUAAUGAUAGUCUCCUGAAAUAAUUCUUAACAGUUUCAUAUGUAGUACUCAGUGAAUCGAUAUACAAUACCCGGUAAUCAUCCAAAUUUUUCUUAAAACAGAGGUGAGUGGGGAAGAAUUUUAUCUGACUAUUCUAUUUCUGAUGAUUGGUAGUAAAACAAAGGAAAAAAAAAAGGCUAAAAUAAAAGAAAACAAAAUUUACAGAAAAUUAAAGUAAAUGGAUUAUAAAACAACAAGAAUACUUUUUGAAAUACAAAUAUUUUCUUUAAACAAUUUCUAUAUAAAAAGUGGCAGGGGCAGUAUGAAAACUAUAGGGGGUAGGGGAAAUGAAAAUCAAACGUUAGUUCACUAUGGCUUAUUAUACGCCCGAAGGGACGUAUUAUGUUAUGACGCUGGUGUCCGUCUGUCCGUCCGUCCAUGAGCAAUUUCGUGUCCGCUCUGUAACUCUUCAACCCCUUGAAGGAUUUCAAGGAAACUUUACACAAAUGUUCACCACACCGAGACGAUGUGCAGACCGCAUGUUUUGGAUGUCUCACUUCAAGGUCAAGGUCACACUUAGAGUCAAAGGUCAUAUCAGUUUGUUUCGUGCCCGCUCUGUAACUCUUGAACCCCUUGAAGGAUUUCAAAGAAACUUGACACAAAUGUUCACCACACCAAGACGACGUGCAGAGCGCAUGUUCCGGAUGACUUGCUUCAAGGUCAAGGUCACACUUAGGGGUCAAAAGUCAUAUCAGUUUGUUUUGUGUCCGCUCUGUAACUCUUGAACUGCUGGAAGGAUUUCAAAGAAACUUGGCAGAAAUGUUCACCACAUUGUAACGAUGUGCAGAGCGAAUGUUCCGGAUGACUCGCUUCAAGGUCAAGGUCACACUUAAGGGUGAAAGGUCAUAUAUGGCUUUGCUUUGUGUAUAUUGAUCUGCAUUGCAGUGGUCUUGUUUUUAUUUGGCAGAUCUCUUUUUUGUACUUACAAUAAUUUUUAGGUGUAUAUUUACAUACCUAUACCUGAUAAGGAUUUUUUUGUAGACUUUGAUUUUUUUUUUUGUGGACUUAGAUUUGUUUUUUGAAGUUUUCCUUUUGUUGUUUCAGUCCUUUGGGGCUACAACAGUCAAGUUCUUAAAAUUUUGCUCCAAUCCUAUGAUGUAAGCCUUCGGGCGUAUAUUGUCCCGCUUGGUGGCGCUCUUGUGGAUAAGUGUUAUUGCAAUACGUUUGAUGUAGCUUUUGUAGAGGAAAUCAGAAUCUCAUAAAAGUUGAUUUUUUUCUGAUUUUAUAAAUUUUUUAAUGUUUAACUAUUAUUUUAGAAAAAAUACAUAUAUUUUGGGUGCUGUUUUUACGCUCCUUAGGCCCAAUAAGUUUUCAACUUUCGAUUCCUUGAAGGACUCAAUUUUUUUUUUUUGCCCUCUUCCUAGAAUGCUUAAAUCAGUAUGUCAGGUACAUUUAUGCAAUGUAUUUUGGUAUUCUCAUAGAUUAGUGUUUGUUUAGGAAUAGCAAGGUUAGGAAGCGUUGAUAUAAGUUUUCUUUUGGAAGACAAAGCAGUUUGAAAUAUCCAUUUAAUUUCAGGAAUAUUUUCUAAAUAGUGGUGAAAAUUUCCACAUGUUGAAAAUUUGUUUAAAUUGUAUUGAAGUUUUUUUAACAUAAAGUUUACAGCUGUAAACUACUCUUGUUGAAACAAUUUUAUGAAACAAUAUAAGUUGUACAAAUUUUAUAUUAAAUAAAAAAUCAACAGCUAUAAAUUAAAUAACCUUGUUUAAAAAAAAAAACAGUUAAAAAUGAACACAUGUAAUUUCAACUUAUAUGUCCCUCAUUUCAGCACAUAUAUACUUAAAUGACCUAUAACACAGCGCUAUGUUGGUUAAAGUUUUGACCUAAAGGUUGUGUAUUCUAUCUUUUUUCAACUGUUGAUUUUGUAUGCAAUACAGUUUGCAUUUGUUAUUUUUCUCUUACUGUUGUUGAAACCAUACCUGUUGUGUUUUUUUCCUUAAAAUCUAUUUAUAGAAUAUACAUUAUAUAGUUAUUCCUUUGUUAUUCUAAAACACAAUAAAAAGAAAAAUCUUA